UCUGGGCAAGGUGAACACCUCUGGCCUGAGCUGAGCUCUCUUCUCAACUUUCGGCAUCAUCAUCAUGUUGAGCUGCCUCUUCUUCCUGAAGGCACUUCUUACUCUUGGGUCCCUGACGUCCUGGGUGACUGCAGGGGAGCAUGUGAAAGAAGGAGAAUGCCCUCCUGACAAGAACCCGUGCAAAGAUCUGUGCCAGGGGGAUGAAUCGUGUCCGGCUGAGCAGAAGUGCUGUAGCACAGCCUGUGGUCGGGUCUGCCGAGCAGGCAUUCCUCAGGGGAGGAAAGGAGAUUGUCCCAGGGUCGUUCAGAAACAGUCCUGCUUUAAAGGGUGCAUCACUGAUGAGACAUGUCCAGGUGUAAAGAAAUGCUGCUCAUUUGGCUGCAGAAAGAGCUGUGUCGUCCCCAUCUCUGAACAGAGGCUGGAGUUUGGCGGUGAAUGUCCUGCCGACCCCCUUCCAUGCGAGGAGCUGUGUGAUGGGGAUGAGUCCUGUCCCCAGGGGCAUAAAUGCUGUAGCACUGGCUGUGGUCACACCUGCCGCGGAGACAUUACUGGAGGGCGGGGCGGUGUUUGUCCAAACAUUUUGGUGGGCCUGUGCAUGGUCAGCUGCAUGAUGGAUGAGAACUGUCGAGCCGGGGAAAAGUGCUGCAAGUCAGGCUGUGGCCGCUUCUGUGUCCCACCAGUUCUGCCGUCCCGGCUGGCCACGAACCCCAACUGGACCAUCAGGUCUGAUCCGAAUUAGCGACCCCGGUGCCCUAGUUGUCCUGAUUUGUCCUGAGCUUCUUUGGUGACUCCACGGGGCUUGUCCUGGAAGCCAGGAGAGGAUGACGUCCUGGGCUUGUGAUACUCCAGGGGCUCUCAUGCCCUCCUGCUCUGCUUCUGUUCCUGCCGCCGCCCUGAGCAUAGGAAACAGCCCUGGGCUUGGGCAGCGGGCGUGUGGUGCUUCUCGUCUCCAAUAAA
Molossus molossus (Pallas's mastiff bat) is the source of this 957-nucleotide messenger RNA. It is a transcript of the gene WFDC3, whose product is annotated as WAP four-disulfide core domain 3. Gene Ontology annotation, cellular component: extracellular region. Gene Ontology annotation, molecular function: peptidase inhibitor activity. NCBI's taxonomy places the organism in Eukaryota, Metazoa, Chordata, Mammalia, Chiroptera, Molossidae. Gene Ontology annotation, biological process: antibacterial humoral response; innate immune response. The coding region runs from base 65 to 739 and encodes 224 amino acids. The transcript is spliced from 6 exons. The record is from RefSeq and is a predicted model, not a curated record.